Messenger RNA from Metschnikowia bicuspidata var. bicuspidata NRRL YB-4993, 1000 nucleotides. RefSeq lists its product as uncharacterized. The coding region runs from base 217 to 783 and encodes 188 amino acids. NCBI's taxonomy places the organism in Eukaryota, Fungi, Ascomycota, Pichiomycetes, Serinales, Metschnikowiaceae. The transcript is spliced from 2 exons. The record is from RefSeq and is a predicted model, not a curated record.
AGGGAGAAACGGGAGGAAACCAGGUCCAAGAGCAUCAGGCAGUUCCAAAGAAAAAGCAGGUAUCGCGAGCUCAAUCCAAACAGCGUCCAGUGCCCAGAUACGGAAAGAACACACGCCGGCGUCAAUGGCCCCAAUGGAGUCUUUGCACUAGACUCGCCUUAAACAUGGGCGUCCCGCAAUUUCUUAGAACCCUUGUUUCAUGGAAAACACGCAGCCAUGACCAUGACCACCGGGCAUCCAGGAUGCAGCGGGAAUGCGGCCAAUGGAAAAGCAUUUGCUGGUUCUAUAGUGGGCCGCAAAGGGCCUCAAACUAACAUAUGCUUUACGGUGAUUCCGUGGCGAGACCUGUGUCUCCAUGCAUGUCCCCGAUGCAACAACGCAAUGGUGUCAAUGAAGACGCAGAAGAUCUCUGGGACCGACGUGGCAUCAAAGAAAAACACAAGGGCCCACCGGGAGCCACAUCCAAACCCACAUUCAGAACCAGACUCAAGAACUAGACUCCAGAACCAGACUCAAAACCAGACUCCAGAACUAGACUCCAGAACCAGACUCCAGAACCAGACUCAAGAACCACAUUCAAAACCAGACUCCAGAACCAGACUCCAGAACCAGACUCCAGAACCAGACUCCAGAACUAGACUCCAGAACCAGACUCCAGAACUAGACUCCAGAACCAGACUCCAGAACCAGAGCCCUCGCCCCGGGCCCAGCCGCCACCACUACACACGCCGCCGCACCAGACUCAUACGUAUUGUACCAUUGGACUACUUGCAAAAGCAUUAAUGCGGCAUAUGUAACAUGUGCCUCCCGGGGCAGGGCCCCGGCAGAUCGAGCCUCGUGGGGCCCGCGUGGUCUGCAGUUUGCCGGUCCGCCCGCCGCCCGUCCUUCUCCGCAGCCGUGUGUGGCCGCCCGCCGGGGCGCCUCUACACCUUCUUCUUCUGCGACCACUCCAACUUCAAGAUCAACGAGUGGUAACCCUUGCCGUUCAAAUCGUCCAAGG